CUCAGUUUUCUUUACUUCUCAUUGAGUUUCAAUAAAAAAGAAGCAAAUGUGUUCUCAGUCAGCAGUUGUAUCAAAUACUCAGGUCCACACAAUUAUUUUUACAGAGAAAAAUUUCAGAUUUCAAUUCAAUUCAGCAAAAUGUCAAUGUCCGAGAGCAAUGUAGAAAUCGUGCCACAUUUACAGCGGAUAUUCCUAUACAUACAGCUGAAGACGAUAGAGAAUCUGCCUACUAUGGAUGGAAAAUUGGAAAUUCAUCUGAGCCAAGCGAAAAACACACUUACUAAACUAGUGGACGUUUACCCAUCAGACAAUAUUAUAGACUUAUCUAUAUUUGAUGAGUAUAAGCCCACAUUUAGUCUAAUGGUUGAACAGGAUAACAUUGACGAUGCGAAUAUAUUAAGUGAUAAUCCAUUAUUAAUAACGCUUUAUAAUCGUAUAAAAGUACGUGUGCCACCGGAUGAACUGUCCGUGCAAACAAGAUCUUCAGAAGACGAAAGAGUAAAGCGAAAGGAGAGUGUUAAAGAAAAUAAAAAACAUGGGAAAAGAACACACAAGAGUAUGGAAAGUAUUAAGAGUAUGAAAAGUAUGAAGAGAGAUCUUGAAGAAGUGAUAGAGGAAGAGGAAAUGGAAAUUGAAAUUGAAGAAACGGAAAUCUAUGAGGAGCAAUUACGUCCAAUUGCACAGGGGCAUAUCGACCUAUUGAAACUUUAUACCAAAAAGCGUGAGCUUGCCACAUUCUACACCAUUUUGUAUCAGAUAUCGAUUACGGAAGAUGCCUUCUCUUCGUGUACUGCGGCUUGGGAAAUUUACGCAUUGUUACCGUUACUUAAAGAAAUGACUUUCCACAACAUGGUACAUGUAUCAUUCGAGUCUAUAUUUAAUGUGAAAUUAAAUCUGAUCGAAAAUGUCGAUUCCUUGGUAGCCGAUUUCUAUUUUGAAUCGAAAAUUCUCAAUGAAAAUAAUGAAUACGAGAAAGUUAAGUUUUGUACAUUUCAACAUUUCAACAAACAACAAGUUACGGCCUCCGAUGUACUGUUAGGUUGGGAAAACUUGAGAAGCCAUGAACCAAACAAUUUCGAUUGCAUUGGCAUCUGUUGCAAUUUUUCCAUUAAUACAUUCCAUAUGUUUCGUCAUAUGGUAUACGAGGAAAACUCAAAGAUCCAUACAAACAAAGUUGAUUUUGAGAAUCUCAUAAUAACAAGCAAUGCAACUCACCGAUUUGUGCUCACCAAAGAAUUCGUACAGAUUUUAGAGGAUAUUAUAGCAUUCGAUGAGCAGCAAAUAUUAAUUGAACUGUACCACAAUGAUAAGCCAGAAGAAAUAAUUGUUAAGGGACAUAUUGAUCCUUCAAUCUUACUUUAUCCAGAAGUUACCUCUAAAAGGUUUGCAGUGGAGCUGUCCCCCACCGUCACCAGACAGACCGUUAAACAGUCCGUGAAACCGACUUCCACCAAGUUUAGUACGAUUCAGAUGCUUGAAGAGCCUACUUUUGCCAUUAUUUCCAUUUGUUUCUCAACACCGCUGACGGAAUCCUCCAUACUUACUAAUUUGCAGGAUAGUGUGUUUCCAAAGCUUCAGUCAAAGACCCAUGAAAAUAUAAGUUCACGCAUGGCAGCGCAUUACACUUUCGAGAAAGAAAUAAAAAAAUUAAUUCUGUAUAUCGUGAAAAAUGAUAUAAAGAAGCUAGAAGAUGCCAAACAGGUGCUAUGUUGUCAAAAGGAAAAUUUAACCAAUGUGAUGUUUAAGCUUAUAUCCAGUGAUUUUAAUAUACAAAAGCCAACAAAGGACAGCAUAGAGUUUCAUAACCUCAUGACAAUGGUUUAUAAAGAUUCCGUCCAGUCCACCUGCGAUAUUUUGAAAAAAUUAGGAAACCAUGCGUCAACGUUUACUUAUAAUCAAACAGAAAAUGACGACAGAAUCCUUAAAUACCUUUCGAUUGCUCAGUAUUUGUCUGUGCUUGGUGAUGAACAUUUCGCUAAAAUCCUAUGUGACAAGGCUGAAAAAUUGGCAGCGGGAGAUACUAUUUUCUCAUUUUUCAAACUUGUAAUGUUAGUGGAAAAGAAAGAUUUUGAAAACGCAAAGAAAUAUUAUUCACUCCCGAGUAAUGAACAAUUUGAGCUGGGUAAACAAUUUUCCGAACUGAUUAAAAUAUAUAUAAACUAUGUGGAAACUUUGGCAAAUGAGACGACAUUUAAUGAAGCCAUGGAAAACUUAAUCGUCAGUCUUCGGGAAAUUACUGUUGAUUUUCCAAACGACAUCUGCUUCUGGGUUUUGCUGCAUAGUAUUUUUAAAUAUUGUGCUUAUUUGCCAGGCAUGAACUACACACGUUGGAAAUAUGAGCAACUAGACUCUGAAGUGGAUCUUAAAAUUCCCCUGACACCAACGACACGCUUUGCGUUGAUGAAUUCAUAUGAAAUAAAGGAACCAGUAAUGCCAAGGGAGUCAUUAUUUAUUAAAGUGUUUACGAUCCUGACCAGUUUGGGACUGUACAAAUUCGCCGUAUUCGUGUUUAAAGAGUUCGAAAAGUUAUGUAGUCCAUUUGAACAGUACCUUACACACACCGCAUUGAAGAUACUCGCAAGCGAAGUCCUUACUAACUAUCAGUCGAAAACAUUUCCAGUUACCAAAAACAAAAGCCACUGGGAACAAGCAAUGGAAAAGUAUUACAUAAUAAACAUCAACGGUCAUCUGGAGUACAGCCGCGGCGCUGUGGACUUAGCAAUGCAAAAUUAUUUGCAAAUUUUAAUGAACGACAAUGAAAUGCCCCACGAGUACUAUUCGUUGGCUUUGUUACGUUACGGCUUCCACAUGAUGAAGAUCGGAAAUUAUCAAGAGGCCUUGGAGGCUUUUCUAAAAUGCGAAAACAGUGACAUAAAUCUUAUUGCCAAAUUUGGCAUGGGAAAAGCUUUAUUUAAAAUGAAAAGGUUGGAUGAAGCGGAACGCGAACUGGCCAUUUGCACAACGUUUAAAGUGCACAUACCGGAUGUGUGGGGUUAUCUAGCUUUAAUUAACCUACUAUUGAAAAGAAACUUCAAAGCUCUCGAAUUUUGGAAAUAUGCCAAAAUACACCCAAAUGUUGAAUUCAGCAAAGACCUUCAAGAGGACUUAGGAAAGGUUGACAUUUCCGAUGUUGUGCUCUAUAUUGAUAAACCUCCUGUAGUUCCAUGCAUGACGUCAAUGCCCUAGGAGUUUCCAUUUUCGUUUCUUUUUUCAUUGCAUUGUUAAUGUAUUUAUAUAUUGACAUAAUAAUAAUAUUUACAUAUUCAUUUAAAAAGAAUGCCUUUACAACGGCUUAAAUUAGAAAAAAAUAAUCAAUUGUAAACUUCAUUUGAACGACAUUUCCAAUGAAAAAACUCACAGAUUUGUGUUUUUCGUAUCAUGAUUUGCAAAUGGAGAAAAUCUCACAUAUUCGAAAAGUAUCAAAAGUCUUCAAACUGUUCUUUUCAAUUCUUCAAACUGUUGGAUGCUACAUAUAAAGGUAGCAGCGGAUCUAUUGCUUUGAAGCGUGGUAUCCUUCAGGUAGCAAAGCGGCGAUACUAGCAAUGUACUCUGUCUACCCUCACUUUCAAAAAUGUCAGUUGAUCUUCACUUCGAUUAUACUAAUUAGGGUGCCUGGCUACAGCGGCAUUCUCAGAGGUUUGAUGUUAUUAGAUAAAAGUGAUACAUUCAGCCUUGAAAUCUAACGCAGAAUCAAUCUUGACAUUGAGUACUGCUACUAUAGACUGAGUAGGCAAUUGAAAAGUAAAGCUCGCUCUCGACGAACAAAAUCCAAACUCUACAAGUCCCUUAUCAUCCCCGUUCUGCUUUAUGAUGCAGAAGGUGGAAGAUGUCAACAUCCGAUGAGACGGCAAUAUGUGAUUUUGAGAGAAAUGUUUUGCCGAAAAUGUAUGGCCCUUUGAACAUUCAAAACGACAACGCAACGCAGACGAUGGAUGGAUGGAUGGUAUCUGUUAUACGACGCCAUUGACAUGUAUGUACAUAUGUGACAUAGGUCAUCGAAUAAAAAGACAGCGGCUACGCUGGCUGAAUCAUGUUGUUCGAAUGAACGAAAACAUAAUACCGCUGAUGGUAGAAGUCGGGGGAAAGUACGACAUCCACUCCUUUGAAAAUUCCAGGUGGAAAAGGCUGCCCUUGGUACAUGAUGAAUUCAUACGCAAUAACUUUUGCCAGGCAGUCUUCUCUUACUACAUGGCUUAUCACCAACACACCGAGGUCACAUUGUGUUAAUACAGCGUUUCUGGACAGUUCAUCGAUACAUUUAAAUCGCUUCAGUUUUAGAUACUCGGAAACGCCCAUUAUAAAACAAAACAAGCAUGUACAUAGCAUGCCAUGCUUGAAAUAUUAAAACGAAAACGUAAAAUAGUAAAUGCCGAUCAUAAUUUCGGUAGAAAAUAUAUUUUAUUAAGUAAAACAUUAUAUAGUACGGUAAACUAAGCGAAAUGGCGGGAGGUUCACAUUAUAGAAUAAAAAUGGUUAGUAUCCUUAGCGACAAGGACCUGCUGCGAUAUCAGGAAGCCGUAAAGAAAC
Molecule: messenger RNA, 4527 nt
Organism: Zeugodacus cucurbitae (melon fly)
Lineage: Eukaryota; Metazoa; Arthropoda; Insecta; Diptera; Tephritidae
Exons: 8
Coding region: 139-3186 (1015 amino acids)
Biological process (GO): cilium assembly; cilium movement
Cellular component (GO): motile cilium; extracellular exosome
Molecular function (GO): protein binding
Source: RefSeq, a predicted model, not a curated record